AUGGCCGAGCUAUACAAACUAUCAGCGUCAGAAGUCGUUGCAAAGACCCGGAAUGGCCAGUUGUCAGUGGAAGAAUAUGCGCAAUCGCUGUUAGCACGCAUCAAAGAACGUGAUCCAGUAGUCAAAGGCUGGGCUUAUAUCAAUCCCGACCAAGUACUUUCGGAGGCUCGAAAAUUGGAUCAAGUUCCUAAAGAGAGCCGUGGACCAUUGCAUGGUGUCGCAAUUGCUGUUAAGGAUGUCAUCUACACGAAAGAUAUGCCAACACAGUUCAACUCUCCUAUAUACAAGGAUGAUGCCCCCCAGGUCGAUGCAGCAAGCAUUAUUAUCCUGCGCAAUGCCGGUGCGCUGAUAUUGGGCAAGACAACCACGACUGAGUUUGCAGCCACCACCAAAGGACCUCAAACGACAAACCCCCAUGAUAGCUCGCGUACACCUGGAGGUUCAUCAUCGGGAUCCGGGGCAGUUGUUGGUGAUUUCCAGGCCCCAAUUGGUCUUGGCACGCAGACUGGAGGAAGUACCAUCCGCCCAGCAUCCUUCAACGGCAUCUAUGGGUUCAAGCCUACCUGGAACUCCAUCUCGAGAGAGGGCCAGAAGAUAUUCUCGUUAAUGCUUGAUACCCUGGGUAUCUAUGCAAGGAGUGUAGCUGAUUUGAAUCUCCUCGCCGAUGUCUUUGCUUUGGAGGAUGACGAGCCUCCAAAGACAGGCUAUACGGUUCAGAAUGGCAAGUUCGCUGUUUGCAAGACUAUGGUCUGGCCUGAAGCAGGGCCCGGCCUGGUAAAGGCCAUGGAUAAAGCCGUUGAGCUCCUGAGGUCAAGUGGCGCUACAGUCGAUGAACUUGAGUUCCCUGAACACCUUCAACAUUUGCCGGAAUGGCACAACAUCGUUUUUAACAGCGAUGGAAGAACAGCCUUCCUACCAGAGUACAGAGUUGACAAGAGUCUUAUUGCUGAUCAGCUCGUUGGCCAUGUUGAGAAUAAUCUCAAGAUCUCACGAGCUGCACAGCUCAAGGCCUUUGAUGACAUUGCAGCGGCAAGACCAGUUGUAGAUUCAAUGCUUGCGAAAUACGAUGCUGUCUUGACACCCAGUGUCCCAGACGAGGCACCCAAAGGCAUCGAGGCCACCGGAAGCGCCUCUUUCAACAAAAUAUGGACGGCCCUUCAUGUUCCCGUAAUUAACAUUCCUGGAUUCGCUGGCGAGAACGGGAUGCCCAUUGGGUUGUCGCUUGUGGCGCCUAGGUACCAUGAUAGAAAGCUCCUGGUUGUGAGCGAAGCAGUUGGAGAAUUGUUCGAGAAAUCAGGAGGAUGGAAAUAG
Fusarium sp. VM40 is the source of this 1311-nucleotide messenger RNA. Lineage: Eukaryota; Fungi; Ascomycota; Sordariomycetes; Hypocreales; Nectriaceae. The record is from the annotation of a GenBank genome assembly.